Molecule: messenger RNA, 2033 nt
Organism: Pseudo-nitzschia multistriata
Lineage: Eukaryota; Bacillariophyta; Bacillariophyceae; Bacillariales; Bacillariaceae
Source: the annotation of a GenBank genome assembly
AUACCACACGACACAACACAACACAAACACAAUACUACAUUAGGCUUUCCCUUGCUGUGUCGUUCGGAAAUUCCCACCCAGUCCAACGAGCCAUGAACCAAGGACAKUCAGUGCCAGCGGCGCAACCCGGUGCACGCCAUGUGUCACAGAACGUGGUUGACACUUCCCGGUUGCCCCAGCCUCUCGCGAAGGUUGCGCCGAGCGUCGACGACGACGCGCAGUCGCUCGGAGUGAUUGCGGCACCCGCCGCCGACGAGACGCAGGCCCACACACAGACGCAAACACAGAGCCAAACCCACCAGUCUUCGGAAAUCGGCACAAACAAUACCACGAACAGCGUCGCCCCCGCUCACAUCCCCGUGGUAGAGGAAACCACAAACAGCAGCAGCAGCAGCAGCAGCAACAACAACAGCAGCAACAACAACAUGAAAGUAGAGGCGGAAGCCGAUGCCGAUGACCAUGCCCAUGCCCAUGCCCAUGUCGAUGAAGCGGAAAACGCAAUGGACAACGAAACCAAAUCCGGUGCGGGAAACGAGAGCGCCAUGAGCGAUGACGACGAAUCGGAAUACGAGUACGAAGACGACGACGAUGCCGCCUUUACCGGCUUUUUGGUGACGGACAACACGUACGGAGCCGCCAGCAGUAGCAGCGGCGGCAACGAAAGCAGCAACGGGAACACCGGCAGCAACGACGCCUCUGCCUCGGGCGCUCCGGCACGGAUCGUCGAGGAGGAGACCCCGGCCGCCUCGGCGGCUUCCUCGCCCACGAAAUCCGCCCUCGUGGAGUCGGAAGCGGCUUCUUCUUCGGCCGCCCYGCCCCGCAAGAAGUGGCGAGAACCGUCCCGUGCCGCUGUGAGCAUGUCGCUCCGGGCGCAGCAAGAAACAAGCGGAAGCAAGCGGCGGCUGGCCCAGGAUCUCUAUCGAAUCAUGAACCAGGACACCGAAGAGGCGGGCUUCUCGCUGGCYCCCCAAACAGAGGACUCGAUGGAGAAGUGGACGAUCAAGCUCUUUCAGUUUGAUCCGGACUCCAACCUGGCGAAGGACAUGCUGGUGGUUGGGAUCGAUCACAUCAAGCUCGAGAUGAAGUUUCCCGAGCAGUAUCCCUUCGAACCUCCCUUUGUGCGGGUCGUCAACCCCAGAUUCAAGCGGCAAACCGGCUUUGUGAUGAACGGUGCCCUUUGCAUGGAACUCCUCACCAAGGACGGAUGGAAUCCGAUCAACGACAUCGAGUCCGUCAUCGUUUCGGUUCGAUCGCUGCUGGUGGUCGGGGACGGCCGCCUCCAAGCGGCUACGGACCUGUCGAAGACCCGGUACGACACGCUGCUCGCGACCGCACAGCAAGAAAAACAGAACGGCGGGACCGGAGAACCGGAAAAGAAGAAAGCCCGGACCGAUGGAGACGAAAAGAAAAAGUCGGGGAUUCCCAGGAGCCAGGUUGGAUCGUACACGGCCACGGAAGCCCAGUCGGCCUAUUCGCACCUGUCCGACUACCACAAGAAGAAGGGGUGGGACACUUCUGGUUGGUGGGCCCGCAAGGGUUAGAUAGGACAGGACAGGACAGGACAGGACAGGACAGGACAGGACAGGACAGGACAGGACAGGAAAAGACACGAUAGGCUCGGUCUUGGCGGAGAUACGGGAAGAGGUCCGAGCAGAGUUCGGGGCAAGGCUUCGGAAUGCUACUUUUUUUUCUUUCGAUUUUCACGCAGGGCACCGAUGCAUCUUUUAGAAACGAGUGAAUCGUCCCCGUACUUUCUCCAAUCAACACCAACCGCUAUGCGGAAGUAUUGCUGCUGGCAACGACAUUAUAGACAUCUACAAAUACGGCACGGAAACAAUGGCAAACAAGGGAUACUAGGCACAAAACACACAAACACACACAAAACACACUCGGGCAUCCGAGGAGAUGCGGGAAGCAAUCCUCUCUUCGAGGUGAAUUGUUAAGAGCAGCGACCGAGCGGAUGAUGCACUUUGCUUCCGGAGCACACAAGAGACUAACGAUGUAGUAGAACGAUAAUAAUAUUAUUAUGACAA